Messenger RNA from Anas platyrhynchos (mallard), 2908 nucleotides. RefSeq names its product ovalbumin-related protein X. The record is from RefSeq and is a predicted model, not a curated record. Gene Ontology annotation, biological process: negative regulation of endopeptidase activity. Gene Ontology annotation, molecular function: serine-type endopeptidase inhibitor activity. Lineage: Eukaryota; Metazoa; Chordata; Aves; Anseriformes; Anatidae.
UGCUCUGAUUUUUUUCAUCAGGAUGAAUUUUCAGCAAAAUGUGCUUUCUCUUCACACGUAUGCUGUAUAGCCUUGGGCUUAUAUAUGAUACAGUUUUACUUCAAGUGAAAAACGGAGUGAAGAAGAGUCUUUUCUCAGCUUUAGCUGCAGGUGUUCGUUGAUGAUGAACUCCAGUGUCCCUUUCCAGGAGUUGGAACUGAUCCUUAAUGGUCCCUUCCAACCCAAGACAUUCUAUGACUCUAUGAUAACUACACCUUAUUUUCUUAUAAUAUUUUAGGAUCCUUAGAUUCACCUGACUGUGAGAAUCGUUCACUCUGAUUUUAUUAAAAAUGUAUUAUGCUUUGCUAAAUAACUUUGCAACGUUGUUUUUCUUCUUUUCCUUAUUUUUAAUUCAUUAGGCUCUAGUUACCUCUAUGUGCCAAUUGAAUUAAUGUUUAACUUCAAAGGAAUAACACAAAACAUGCUUUGAGACUUGAACUCCACUUGCCUUGUUACAGCCUUGUAAGAUACAGAAAAAGCUUGAAUCAUUCCAUUAUUUUAUCAGGUUUUACUCCACUAAUAUACUUCACUAACGUUUGGCUUGCUGCAAAUACAGCACCAGUCUAAUGUUGGUCUACUCAAUAGUUUGAAGGGCAAUGAAUCAAAAAGCACUGACAAAAGGGUAGUAACUCAAAGGAUGACUCUUUGAAGGCUAACAGGGGGAGUGUCCCAAAUGGUCCUGUAUAUAUCACCAAGAGCUCAGAGAAUCUGCGUAGAAUUCAGCUGGCAAGCUGGAUUAUUACGUGCCUCUUUGAAGAUUGUGGGGUAAGUAUUUCUCCAAGUGUAACUUCUAAUUUGUAUUCUUUUAUAUGAAAAAAAAAAGGAAAAAAAAAAGAAAAAAAAAGAAAAAAAAAGAGGAAUAUUAUGUUUAAGAACUUUAAGGUAAGUAUAAGACAGAUAUGGAAAAAACCACAAGUGUAUAUAGUAAUUUUACAUUGCCUUGUCAAUAUGUUUUAUACUGUUUGACUGUCAAAUAGUUUUAGGUGUGCAAAAUCAGUAUUUGUACGCCAUAGUUUAAAUAGGGACGCCUCUGUUUUGUUCAAAAAUCUGGUGUCACAUUAAAGCUGUUCUUUAUCUUUUUUAAGAAUUUUUUUUUUUUUUUUGACUUAAAGCAUUUUUUUCUCAAUCCCACUCUCUGGAGAACUUGAGUGAGGUAGACUAAGAUGAUUCACACAGCCCGUGGUUCCACAGUCAUUAACACGAGACACCUCUCAGGUCACAUAGUGGAACACGUACCCUUAACCAUGGAUAUGCUAUUCCUCCAACUUUAACUAUUCUAGAGAGAGAAGAACAGUAUACAGAUUUCUUGGUCUCAGACUCAAAAAGAAAGAAAGAGAAUGACUGUAGAUUUCAAUAAAUACUCUGAAGGCGUGACCUUAACUUGCAUGGGUAGGACAUUCAUCUGAUUGAACUAAUGCAGCUGUAUAGUGCAUCAAGCUUUACAGCCAAACCCUGCAUUUAUGGCAUAUAUACAUGUGCUUUUUCUCCCUCUCAAAAACAAAACAAAACAAACAAACGAACAAAAAAAAAAAAGCAGAGAUUAAAUGAACAAGAUGGGCAAGAAAGAGAUAGUAUUUGAAUGAUGAGCCAGUAUCUCUUUCUGAAGCCACAUAUCAACAGCACACAGUCAUAUUUCUGUUUGUUUCAGAUAAUACUGAUUUCACAAUGGGGUCCAUCAGUGCAGCAAAUGCAGAAUUCUGUUUUGAUGUAUUCAAUGAGCUUAAAGUUCACCAUGCCAAUGAGAACAUCUUGUAUUCCCCCCUGAGCAUCAUUGCAGCCUUGGCCAUGGUCUAUCUGGGAGCCAGAGGCAACACUGAGUACCAGAUGGAAAAGGUUCUUCACUUUGACAGCAUUGCAGGACUUGGAGGAAGCGUUCAGACCAAGGUACAGAAACCUAAGUGUGGCAAGUCUAUGAACAUCCACAUACUAUUCAAGGAACUUCUCUCUGAUAUCACUACGCCAAAAGCCAAUCAUUCAGUCUACCUUGCCAACAGACUCUAUGCUGAAAAGUCAUGUCCAAUCCUACCGAUAUACUUAAAAUGUGUGAAGAAACUGUACAGAGUAGGUCUGGAAACAGUGAACUUCAAAAAAGCAUCAGAUCAAGCCAGACAGCUCAUUAAUUCCUGGGUGGAAAAACAGACAGAGGGACGCAUCCAAGACUUCCUGGUACCAAGCUCCGUUGAUCUCAAUACUGCACUGGUCCUCGUUAAUGCCAUUUACUUCAAAGGCACGUGGAAGAGAGCCUUCAAGGAAGAAGACACUCGGGAAAUGCCCUUCAGCAUGACAAAGCAAGACAGCAAGCCUGUGCAAAUGAUGAUUCAGAACAGCACGUUUAAGGUGGCCACGGUGGCUGCAGAGAAAAUGAAGAUCCUGGAGCUUCCGUAUGCCAGCGGAGAGCUGAGCAUGUUGGUGCUGUUGCCUGAUGAGGUUUCUGGCCUGGAGCAGAUUGAGAACAAAAUCAGCUUUGAAAAGCUGACACAGUGGACCAAUCCCAGUGUGAUGGAAAGGAGGGUAGUGAAAGUGUACCUCCCUCGCAUGAAGAUUGAGGAAAAAUAUAACCUCACAUCUGUCUUAAUGUCCUUGGGAAUGACGGACUUGUUCAGCCCUUCAGCCAACCUGUCUGGUAUCUCUUCUGCAGAGAACCUAAAGAUGUCUGAGGCUGUGCAUGGGGCAUACAUGGAAGUCAAUGAAGAGGGCAUGGAGGUGGUAGGCUCAACAGGGAUGAUGGGAGACAUCAAGGAUUCCUCUGAGUUCGAAGAGUUUAGGGCUGACCACCCAUUCCUCUUCUUGAUCAAACAUAACCCAACCAACAGCAUUGUCUACUUUGGUAGAUAUUGUUCCCCCUAACACAAUAAAGAGUUGGAAAUAA